Castor canadensis (American beaver) is the source of this 824-nucleotide messenger RNA. RefSeq names its product elastase, neutrophil expressed (gene Elane). Gene Ontology annotation, biological process: proteolysis; acute inflammatory response to antigenic stimulus; phagocytosis. Gene Ontology annotation, molecular function: serine-type endopeptidase activity. Lineage: Eukaryota; Metazoa; Chordata; Mammalia; Rodentia; Castoridae. The record is from RefSeq and is a predicted model, not a curated record.
AUGUCAGUUGGUUCCCUCCUCUGUACCUUGCGCCUGAGCUGUGUGCUGCUGGCCUUGCUGCUGGGUGGCCCCUCGUUGGCCACGGAGAUCGUGGGUGGCAGGCCAGCCCGGGCCCAUGCAUGGCCCUUCAUGGUGUCCCUGCAGCAGCGCGGUGGCCACUUCUGCGGCGGGACUCUGAUCUCCAGGAACUUCGUCCUGUCAGCAGCGCACUGCGUAAACGGCAGAAACUUCCGGUUGGUGUCAGUGGUGCUUGGCGCUCAUAACCUAGGGCGGCAGGAGCCCACCCGACAGACCUUCGGCGUGCAGCGCGUUUUCGAGAAUGGCUUCAACCCCACACUCCUGCUGAACGACAUCGUGGUCCUCCAGCUCAAUGGGUCUGCCACCAUCAACACUAAUGUGCAGGUGGCCAGGUUGCCAGCCCAGGGUAAUGGUGUGGACAAUGGAACACAGUGCCUGGCAAUGGGCUGGGGCAGACUGGGCAACAACAGGCCAACGCCCAGCAUCCUGCAGGAGCUCAACGUGACGGUGGUGACGUCCCUGUGUCGCCGCCGAGUGAACGUGUGUACGCUUGUGCCCCAUCGGCAGGCUGGCAUCUGCUUCGGGGACUCUGGUGGCCCUCUGGUCUGCAAUGGACUGGUCCAGGGCAUUGACUCCUUCAUCCGGGGAAGCUGUGGCUCUGGCUUCUAUCCUGAUGCCUUUGCCCCUGUGGCAGAAUUUGCAAACUGGAUCAACUCCAUCAUUAGCAGCCAGGAGGACCAUCUCCCUCUCCACCCCAGAGACCCUGCAAGCAGGACCCCCUAGGUUGACUGCCUCUGCCACCUGCU